This is a messenger RNA of Ostrea edulis (European flat oyster), 1557 nucleotides long. RefSeq names its product alpha-L-fucosidase-like. The transcript is spliced from 8 exons. The coding region runs from base 77 to 1444 and encodes 455 amino acids. The record is from RefSeq and is a predicted model, not a curated record. Gene Ontology annotation, molecular function: alpha-L-fucosidase activity. NCBI's taxonomy places the organism in Eukaryota, Metazoa, Mollusca, Bivalvia, Ostreida, Ostreidae. Gene Ontology annotation, cellular component: lysosome. Gene Ontology annotation, biological process: fucose metabolic process; glycoside catabolic process.
GUAUGGAGGUUAUCGCUGUCUGUAGGAGAUUGACUUUUGAAUCUUUAAUCUCGUCACUUGAUACUGUGCUCUCGUGAUGUAUGCACUAAAUAUUUGUGCACUAAUUAUAUUAUUCAACAUCAUUUCGCUAACAAAAUGUCAAAAUUAUCAACCCACAUGGGAGAGUAUCGACUCUCGUCCAAUCCCUGGGUGGUACGACGAUGCCAAAGUGGGCAUGUUCAUUAACUGGGGAGUUUACACGGUGCCCUCUUGUACCAGUGAGUGGUUCUGGUGGUUCUGGAAAGGACAGCCACAAGCAAACGUGGUGGAGUACAUGAAAAAAUUCUACCCACCAAACUGGACGUAUGCGGACUUCGCUAAGGAAUUCCGUGCCGAGUUUUAUGAUCCAUAUAAGUGGAAAGACAUUAUUGUCUCAUCUGGUGUAAAAUAUGUUGUGCUAUCUUCUAAACACUGUGAUGGAUAUAGCAUGUACCCAACUAAUGUGACAUAUCAAUGGAAUUCAAGAGACGUCGGUCCAAAGCAAGACCUAGUGGGUCCUUUAAAGGAGGCACUGAAGGGGACAGAUGUAAAAUUUGGGAUCUACCAUGCCAUGAUAGAAUGGUUUAACCCAAUAUGGCUCACGGAUCAAGAGAAUAAUUUCACCACUCAGAGAUAUGUCAAAGAUUAUAUACACCCCCAGCUUUAUGAAAUUAUCAACACUUACCAGCCAGAUGUCCUGUGGAAUGACGCCUGCUGGUUAGCUCCCAGUUGGUAUUGGAACUCUACAAUAUUCUUAGCUUGGUUGUACAACAAGAGUCCAGUGAAAGACACUAUCGUGGUAAAUGACAGAUGGGGAUAUGACUGCUUCUGCAAGCAUGGAGGGAUAUGGACAUGUUCUGACCGUUUCCAUCCGGGUCAUGUUAUGCCACAUAAAUGGGUGAAUGCCAUGACGAUAGACAGAGGGUCCUGGGGGUACAGGAGAAACGCUGAUCUAAGCCAGUACUACUCCAUAGAAGAGCUGUUAGAGGAAGUGAUUUACACCAUUAGUUAUGGAGGGAACAUAUUGAUUAACGUUGGGCCAACAUCAUGGGGGACCUUUGACCCAAUUUAUGAGGAAAGAUUCCGUCAGUUGGGCUCAUGGUUAAAGGUCAAUGGAGAAGCUAUAUAUAAAUCAACGCCUUGGACUCAUCAGAAUGACACAGUAACAAAUACAGCGUGGUACACAGCGUCCAAGUCAGAAAAGGAUGUUGUUUAUUGUAUAAUAUUGAAUUGGCCGUAUGAUGACGAGGUGACCUUGGGAGCGUUGAAGGACAUCCCAGUCUCUGAAAUAACAUUGCUUGGGUCAGAUGCGGUAAUGUCCUUUGCGCAAGAGUCAAAUGGUCUUAAAGUUGUAUUCCCCGCCCUUAGUGUCCGUAAGAUGCCAUGUGAAUGGGCCUGGACUUUGAAGAUUACACUAAAAGCAUAAUUUUUAUACUUUGUUUGAAUAAAGUACUUGUAAUCCAUAUAACGAUUUCCUCGUACAAACUGAUUUUCAUGUAUUAUGAUGUUAUUCUAUUCAAUAUAUGUGUUUAGUGACAA